GUGUGUGUGUGUGUGUGUAUCGUGCUUUUUCUAGUUUACUACCGAAGAGGAUCUGAAAUGGAUCGAAACAUUUGAUAUCUUUAUGCACGAUCGUUUCUUAGAUAAUUAUUAGUUACAAAUAUUUAUAUGCAGCUGACUCUGAUUGACUUUUGCACUUGUAUCAUUUUAUCGCGAACAGCCUUUUCAACUUUCCAUUUACAAAUAUCUGUAUUUUCGAUCUUCUUAGCGGCACAGUUUCGUCCAACAAUAAAAAUGAAGUGCUUAUAUAUCAGUAUUGUGCUUCUUACAUACAAUUAUAUGAUGAUACCUGGCCAGGAUCUUGCAUUUCCGAUUGAUGAAGAAACGUCCCACGUCAGCGGCGGCAAUUCCACGGCGAUAACGGAACGUAUACCCGUGUCGAUACCAGACAGUUGUCCGAAGAACAUGCUUCUUUAUCCGGGUGACGGUGCGAGAAACGCCUGGGUGUGCGACUGUAGACCACGAUUCUUAUAUUUCCCAUUGAACGAUUCCUGCCACGAGGCCUACAGACAAGGUCCUUGUCCGUCCAAGAAUUACGUCAUUCUUCCCGAGAACGAGGCAGUGCCACGUUGCGUGGAGAAUCCUUGCUUGGAAGACGGCGUGGUACCGUACAACGAUACAUGUUAUCCUCUCAAAACGUUAGGCGGCCCUUGCGCGCCCGAUGGGAUAAUAGGCGUGAACGAAACCACUUUCCAAUUGGAAUGUGUAUCAACUAACAUCGCGCCUUUUGUGAUAAUCAACAUUCCUCCCAGAAGAUCGUGUCCACCAGGUAGUCGUAGAAGCACACUCGGAGUAUGCACAAAAGUACAAUCACGUUAUGCUUAAACGAGUCUCGUCGCUAUUUCAAUCAUUUAUUUGCAUUUGGUCAUUUUGUAUGAUUUGUAACAUGCAAGAUACAUUUGCAAUGUUAUAUGUAUUGAAAUUUCCAGGGUUAGAUAUAGUACAUUUUAUAUUAGAUUGGGUCAGGAUAUAAUUUUGAUAUAUUACAUUAUAGUUUAUAUAUAUAAUUAUUAUUCAUAUAUAAUAUAAACAUAUUUAAAUAUUUUUAAAUUUAGGCUCUUGUAACAAGGAUCUCUCCUUCAAAUUAUAUAUUCAAACUCAAAAGAUCCAAUGACUUCAUGCAUUAUUAUAUAUAUAAAAUAGAAUCAGAAAAAUAUAGAGAAAUAUACAAAAUAAGCAAUUAUAUACAUCAACUUUUGUUACUUAUUAUACUAAAACUAUGUUUCAAUUUGUUCAUUACAAAUGGAAAUACUUAUAUUGUAAUAUCAUAUAUACACA
Molecule: messenger RNA, 1296 nt
Organism: Formica exsecta
Lineage: Eukaryota; Metazoa; Arthropoda; Insecta; Hymenoptera; Formicidae
Exons: 2
Coding region: 127-843 (238 amino acids)
Source: RefSeq, a predicted model, not a curated record